This is a messenger RNA of Cladocopium goreaui, 920 nucleotides long. The record is from the annotation of a GenBank genome assembly. NCBI's taxonomy places the organism in Eukaryota, Dinophyceae, Suessiales, Symbiodiniaceae.
GAUCCGUGUAAAAACUGCUACCUUUGAGGGAACGUCUCGUUCCAAGCGCCAUAUGCUGCGAAGCUGGAGCAUGAGCUGAGGCUGAAGGACUACAUUCAGCCAUCCAAAUUGCCCAGUUCUGGCUGGCCAUCGGAAUGUCAGGUCAAGAGAUCUCUCCGAAUCUCUUUGCUGCGAAACUCAAUGGACUGCUGGUGCUGGUGCUGCUUGAUUGCUGCUGCAAUGGCUUCGCAGAUAUGCUUUGGGAUCCAUCGCACUAUGUGAUGACCAUCGUCUUCUGUGGUCUACCGAUUGCACUGCAGCUUCUCAUGUUGAUCCUUUUCUUCAUGUUGUUGUGGCACACUUUCCUUCUUCGCUAUGGCUUACUUCUGGAGCUGUGGGGUGAAUUGCGAGGGGUGGUCCUCUUCUCCUUUCUGCGCUUGGGCGUUAUGUUAGCUGCACGGGUGCCGCGACUACUGGCAGCACUGCACAGUAUGACAAGGGAAAACUACUGGGCAGAUCCUCUCAAUCAGGUGGCCUUUUGCAGCCAUCACUUGGUGAGUGUUUUCUACUAUGCUUGGCUCCUGCGCCGGGGGUACAAUCUGGCUCAAGUGAGGUUUUACAAACCACAGCUCUGGCAAAAGCACAGACGUGGCUCAAGCGGAGCUGCGGCACGGUGAGGAUCGCCACUUGCCUGCGAUGUAGGUCGGUCAAACGCACGAUUUCUACGGGUGGAGCUGGCUCUGAUUGCCCAAGACAUCCCAAGACCAAAAACUGCUUUAGUUUGAGGUCAAGUUUGUGACAGGAUUGCCAUGGAUGGCCGCAUGGCCCGUUUCACGCUGAAAUCGCAUCGUUAAUGCCUUUGCCAGCUGAAUGGACAGCUGAUGCUCCAAACCCUGGAGAGAGGGGCGAAGUAUCCCCGCCGUUUGAGCUAUCCAAGAAAA